AUGUUUGCUAAGGAGAUGGAGGGCAAGGAAAAGCCUCCGCUUGUUAAAUCCAUGACAACUGCAGGGACCUUCUUUUUGCUGCGGCAGCAGCAGCAACAGCAGCAGCAACAGCAGCAGCAGCAGCAACAGCCCGUUGCUCAACAGAGCGGUUCCCCUGAGUACUGGCAAGCUGGCAGCAGCAGCAGCAGAAGCAGCAGCAGCCACUACCGCCGCAGGUUUGUGAAGAUGAAUGACGAGGUGCUUUUAAGCGACGGCGUUCGUGUGUCUGUCCCCGUUUCUGUAUCAAACUCCCCUUUCUCCGAUUUGCAGCAGCUGCAGCUGCAGCAGCAGCAGCAGCAGCAGCAGCAAAUACGGAUGGAAAGGGUUGUGAAUGCGGCUGGAAGUGCAGCAGGAGCAGGCAGCGACUUUUUUGACUUAUAUAAAAAGCACAGAAAUAAAGAAAUGAAGAGACUUGAGGCGAUGGAGGAGGAGUUUAAAAAAAAGGUUUUAGAAGAAGAGCAUUUAAUUGUCAGAGAGCAGAGACGCAGAGAAGCGGAGCAGAAAACAGAGAAAAAUAAAAAAAAGAGACAAAGAAAGAAAAUGGCGUUGAAAGCUGCACAGCAAAACAAGAAAGCAAAGCAUACCUCAACUGAUCCUGCUGCUGCUGCUGCUGCUGCUGCUGCUGCUGGAGGUAGGGAAGACACAGAGGGAGAGGAGUCGCAGCCGGGCAUUAGCUCCUCUCCUGCAGCUGCAGCAGCUGCUGCUGCUGCUACUCCUUCUCCCUUGCCUGCUAGCAGCGCAGGGACGCCUGCAACUGUCAGCAGCAGCAGCAGCAGCAGCAGAGGCAGCAGCAGCAGCAGCAAUACCCAAUUCUCUGUUGCGGCUUCUCCAGCAGUCGGCAACGCCAGCGGUGUUGCACCUUCACCGUUUGCUGCUGCUGCUGCUGCUGCUGCUGCGGCCGCUGAGUCGGAAUCCGAGGGCGAAGACCCCGCCACUCUGCCAAUGAAGCCGCAAGUCUUCAUUCGAGAUGAAGAAUAA
Eimeria acervulina is the source of this 1017-nucleotide messenger RNA. RefSeq lists its product as hypothetical. Gene Ontology annotation, cellular component: nucleolus. The coding region runs from base 1 to 1017 and encodes 338 amino acids. The record is from RefSeq and is a predicted model, not a curated record. NCBI's taxonomy places the organism in Eukaryota, Apicomplexa, Conoidasida, Eucoccidiorida, Eimeriidae. Gene Ontology annotation, biological process: negative regulation of protein kinase activity. The transcript is spliced from 4 exons. Gene Ontology annotation, molecular function: protein kinase binding; double-stranded RNA binding; protein kinase inhibitor activity.